Molecule: messenger RNA, 663 nt
Organism: Pelagomonas calceolata
Lineage: Eukaryota; Pelagophyceae; Pelagomonadales; Pelagomonadaceae
Source: the annotation of a GenBank genome assembly
CGACAACGAGCACUCUUACGCCAAGCAAAGAAACAAACGCUCGAGAGAACAGCUCACCACCCGUCGUCGAUCGACGACGCCGGCUUCUCCUCGACCUUCUCCUCGACGGCGGCCUCGCCCUUCGCGGCGGCCAGGGCCGCCUCCAUGCGGCUCACGGUGUCGUCGAGCGUCGUGUCGGGCAGGACCUCGUCCUCCAUGAACAUGGCCGACCUGCGCGGGCGCCGCCGUCGUCGCGAAACUGCCGAGACUCUCGUUGACGGCGUGGUGGCGCCGUGCAGUCGCGGCGACGCCGUCGCCGCGCCCGCGCGACACGCUCAAGAUACAACGAAGACGCCGCGCAAGUACAUCUUGGCCCGCGUCGCCUCGGAGACGGCGUCGCUGCCGCGCUGCUCGCCCUGCUCGACCUGCUGCUCGCUGAACCACGCCAUACCCAAUCCCACGGCGAGGCCGCCGACGGCAGCCGCGCCGCCCUGGAUUACGGCAGCAUCAAGCAUCUGGAGCUGGCUCGACGAGGCUUGCCUCCGCGGCGCCGUCGCAAGCGGGUUCCUCGACGUCGAGAAGGCACCAGCGGUACCCACCACCAAGGAUAAAACACGCAUCUUGCCAAUAUUAGGCGUUCUAGACACGGCAGAGCCCAGCCACGCUGUCUUGAUGCUGUGCUAG